UCCGUUCAAAUAAAUUUGGGUGCUAAUGAGUGGAAACAAACGAAAGUUUUUUUUUGUGGCGGUGAGCAGCACCUCUGCUGCCAUUGGCUGCUGCGACGCUCCACCUCUGACAGAUAACACACACACACACACACAAACACACAAACACAAACGUGUGUGUGUUGGAGCAGGUGGCAGCUUUUCAAGCUCCACUUUGACCAGGUGAAGUUAAAAGCUGGGGAGUCACUGAAGAGCCAUCGCCCGAGGAUAUGGAGUCACCGACGGACUCAGAGAAACAACAUCUGAUCGAGGAUCAAGUGGAACAACUUGGAUGGACGGUUGCUCUGGAGGAAAACUUCUCCAGAUCGGAGCUCGGUGACGACGCCUCCAGCGCGCUCGCUCUGUGUCAACCCGACGACGCGACGUCCGCAGCUGAACGUGACGCGAGACUCGUUGCCAGGAGGAAGCUCUUCAUCGCCUGCGCCCUCACCCUCGUGUUCAUGAUCGGGGAGGUGAUCGGCGGAUACGCUGCCCACAGUCUGGCCAUCAUGACGGACGCCGCUCAUCUCCUCACCGACUUCGGGAGCAUCUUGAUCAGCAUCUUCUCUCUGUGGAUCUCGUCCAGGCCUCGGACGCAGACCAUGACCUUCGGGUGGCAUCGAGCAGAAAUCCUGGGCAUGUUACUGUCCGUCGUGACCAUCUGGGCUUUGACGGCGACGCUGCUCCUCUCGGCGGCGCAGAGGAUCCGAGACGGAGACUACGACAUCGACAGUCGGAUCAUGUUGAUGACGUCCGGCUGUGCCGUGGGGAUCAACGUCCUGAUGGUCCUGAUCCUCCAUCAGUCGGGCGCCCCACACGGACACAGCCACGGCAGCAGGCAGCAGCAGCGGCGGGGGGACGUGGAGCGCCGGAGGCACGGCAACGCCAGCGUGAGGGCGGCCUUCGUCCACGUGGUGGGAGAUCUGGUGCAAAGCGUCGGGGUCCUGCUCGCUGCCGCCGUCAUCCACAUCUGGCCUGAGUGUAAAGUAGCAGAUCCCAUCUGUACGUUCCUGUUCUCGGUUCUCGUUCUCGGGACGACUUUCCCAGUCACAAAGGACAUUCUCAGGAUACUGAUGGAGGGAUCUCCUCGGGACGUUCCUCUCAGCAGGGUGAGAGAGCUGCUGCUGCUGUCGGUCGGAGGAGUCGUGGCCGUUCACAGUUUGCACGUGUGGAGCCUCAACAUGAGCAACGCUUUGCUUUCCGUCCACGUGGUCACAGACGAAGAUGCCGAUUCGCAGAUCGUCCUCACCGAGGCAACGGAGCUCCUGCGCUCCGAGUUCGGUUUCUCCGGCGUCACCAUCCAAGUGGAGCGUGACGAACCCAGGAGUCAGACUGUGGCGACUGAUACGUAGACUGACGAUGCUUCCUGCUGCACCGCCCUCGUCCUCGCCCCCCAAUCUGACCGGCAGAUGGUGCAGCUGAACUUAUUAAUAAAUUAUUAAAAC
This is a messenger RNA of Scophthalmus maximus (turbot), 1463 nucleotides long. RefSeq names its product zinc transporter 2-like. Gene Ontology annotation, molecular function: zinc ion transmembrane transporter activity. The record is from RefSeq and is a predicted model, not a curated record. Gene Ontology annotation, cellular component: plasma membrane. Gene Ontology annotation, biological process: zinc ion transmembrane transport; response to zinc ion. The transcript is spliced from 8 exons. NCBI's taxonomy places the organism in Eukaryota, Metazoa, Chordata, Actinopteri, Pleuronectiformes, Scophthalmidae. The coding region runs from base 249 to 1370 and encodes 373 amino acids.